This is a messenger RNA of Hippopotamus amphibius kiboko, 5433 nucleotides long. Its product is annotated as cyclin-dependent kinase 11B. Gene Ontology annotation, biological process: protein phosphorylation; regulation of mitotic cell cycle. NCBI's taxonomy places the organism in Eukaryota, Metazoa, Chordata, Mammalia, Artiodactyla, Hippopotamidae. Gene Ontology annotation, cellular component: nucleus; Golgi apparatus. The transcript has 9 exons. Gene Ontology annotation, molecular function: antiporter activity; ATP binding; cyclin-dependent protein serine/threonine kinase activity. Bases 1330 to 2547 code for a protein of 405 amino acids. The record is from RefSeq and is a predicted model, not a curated record.
CGUUUUGCUGGUAAAAGAAGUGGCUGUUUCAGUGAAGCACUGUUGACAAAGCAGAAGGGGCGGGAUCCAAGCUCCGGAAGCGUGGCCGCGGAGCGAGGCUUCCCGCGGCCGCGGCCGGAGGCCCCACGCUCGGGCGCCGGGCUCCCCGACAGCGGCUCAGAAGCGUGGACAUGUAAUGUCUCGGGCGAAACGUACGGAAGAAGCUGCUGCGACGCUCGCGAUACCUCGCACACGUUUGCUUCUGAAAUGAUUCGACUGCCGGUAACCCACCGGCCACCAACGCGGUCAUCCAGACUCUCAGCUCUGUGCACGCCAGGAGGACCUGCCCCCCAGACUCUGCUCGGGGCCCCGGACACUCCACCCAGGGACGAAGGCGGCGUCUCCUCCGCUCCGGGGCGCGCCUGCGAGGACACGCGAGCCUCGCCGGGGCGGUUUCCGCGCAGGCCCGGCCCCGCCGCCCAGGAACUGGCCCUCUGGCCAAGAUCUAAAGCAGAAGCGCCUUGCGUUCAACAAUAAUGGGAAGGGAGAUACGUGAAAGUUUGAAAAGAAAGAAAGGCUUUAAGGAGAGCGCGUCGGCCGCGCCCGCGCCCCUGACAUUUACGUCAAAACCUGCGCGGGGCGGAGAGCCGCCGCGGCGGGCGCUCCGGCGCAGGCGCGCGUCCCCGGGCCGAGGCCACGGCCCCGGGGCGGGGCUCCCGCCGCUCGGCCAAUCCGCGCCCUUGCCAGGGGCGCGGCCUCGGGGGCCCCGCCAGCCCCGGGGCGCUUCCGAGGCCCGCUACCUCGGCACGACCCUCCCUUUGUCUUUCCCCUUCUAAAGGGGGGUGCACUGAGGCUGGGACUUCUGUGCCUUGAAACCAAAUCCGGAGGACGGCCCCUGAGGGGCUUACAGGUCGGCGCCUCCACGAGCUGGCCGCCCCUCCUGGGCCGCGGUGGUGCGGCCCGGGGGGGUACCAAGGGGAGGACGGCGGGGGUCGCCGUCGCCCAGGGGCACACCCCCAAGUGGGCGGAAGUGGUACGGGCCGGAAGAUACCAAGGGGACGACCACGCGGAGGCGUCGGCAGCACACCCCCCCAGCCUGGGCGGAGGUGGUACAGCCCGGCAGGUGCCGAGGGGACCACCGCGGCGCCGUCGCCCAGCAGCGCCACCACCCCCGCCUGGGCACAGGUGGUACGGCCCGGAGGGGUGCCAAAGGGAUGACCCUGGGGGUCGCCGUCACCCAGGAGCACCACCCCCGCCGGGGCUGAAGUGCCCACGCCCGGCCCGCUGCCCGCAUGGCCGCAGCCUCCGGCCCCACGUCCCUGCCCCGCGCCGCCCGCCGCCGCCCCUGAGAUGUCGGCGCCCUCCAAGCCCGCGGCCCUGGCGGAGCUGGCCCCGGGCCCCGGCGAGAAGCCGGGGGGACGGCCGCUCCUGGCCUGGGGCCCCGUGUUCGGCCACCGGAGCGAGAAGAUCGCGUUUGGCCAGAGCGACGGCGGCCCCGAAGAGCACCUGCUCACGGUCACCGUCACCGAGACGACUGUCAUCGAGGCGGACCUGGGCGUGUGGGGCGCCCGCGCCCUCACCUACCUCACACUCUGGUUCUUCUUCAGCUUCUGCACCCUGUUUCUCAACAAGUACAUCCUGUCCCUGCUGGAAGGGGAGCCCAGCAUGCUAGGGGCCGUGCAGAUGCUGUCGACCACGCUCAUUGGUUGCGUGAAGACGUUCGUGCCCUGCUGUCUGCAUCAGCACAAGCCCCGGCUUUCUUACCCACCCAAUUUCAUCAUGACCAUGCUGUUCGUGGGUCUGAUGAGGUUUGCAACAGUGGUUUUGGGUCUGGUCAGCCUGAAAAACGUGGCGGUGUCCUUUGCUGAGACGGUGAAGAGCUCGGCCCCCAUCUUCACUGUGAUCCUGUCCCGGACAGUCCUGGGGGAGCACACCGGGCUGCUGGUCAACCUCUCCCUCAUCCCGGUCAUGGGCGGCCUGGCGCUGUGCACGGCCACCGAGAUGAGCUUCAACUUCUUGGGGUUCUCGGCCGCCUUGUCCACCAACAUCAUGGACUGUUUGCAGAACGUUUUCUCCAAAAAGCUCCUCAGCGGGGACAAAUACAGGUUCUCGGCCGCGGAGCUGCAGUUCUACACCAGCGCGGCGGCCGUGGCCAUGCUCAUCCCGGCCUGGAUCUUCUUCAUGGACUUGCCGGUGAUCGGGAGGAGCGGGAGGAGCCUCCGCUACAGCCAGGAUGUGGUGCUGCUGCUGCUGGCGGAUGGCGCGCUGUUCCACCUGCAGAGCGUCACAGCCUACGCCCUCAUGGGGAGGGUCUCCCCCGUGACCUUCAGCGUCGCCAGCACCGCCAAGCACGCCCUGUCCAUCUGGCUCAGCGUCAUCGUCUUUGGCAACAGAGUCACCAGCCUGUCGGCCGUGGGCACCGUGCUGGUGAUGGCCGGCGUCCUGCUCUACAACAAGGCCAAGCAGCAGCAGCGGGAGGCCAUGCAGAGCCUGGCGGCGGCCUCCAGCCAGUCCCCGGACGGCGGCUCCGAGCCGCUGCCCCCCCAGGACCCCCGGCCACGCCACUGAGCCCCGGAGCCUCGGGGGCACCGCGCACCUCCCCCCUCUCUGCUCACGGGGGACCCCCUUCACUUCUCCCCCUCCCUGGACGGCAGGUGGGGGGGUUGGCAGCCUUUCCCGCUCUUUUCUGGGGCUUUCAGUCAGAACUGGCGGGGACUCGAAUUGGGGUCCCAGAUGUCAGCCUCCUGGAGGGCAGACCACAGCUGCCACCGAGCCUUCGCCGAGCCACGUGACAGUCUGCUCCAGGUGGCCACUGCGCACUCCCUGCAGCCAGCCCAGGCCCCAGUUCCCCUGUGGGUGAUGACCACUCAGGACAGCUGUGUCCAAGGGCCAGCAGGCACCCUCCCCGCUUGGAGCUGGAGUAGAGCACUGGCGUCCCCGCACCAGCCAUCCGCGGCCGCCAGGGGAGUCUGUCCGCUGGGCUCAGACAGGCCAAGGCCCCCACUGCCCGGGCACGGAGGCCACAGCAGCAGGGCAGCGAGUGGAGAGGGGACAGAUGGGGUGCAGAAACCGGGGUCCCGGCUCCUGAGGAUGGGGUGUCCGGCCCUUGCCUCCUGCUCUUCCACCUGAAGUGGAGCUGCCCACGUCAGCACCGCUUAGGGAAAGUCACUCACAGAAGGAAGGCGACCCCACCUCUUUUCACGUCUGUGCUGCACCAAGCCCCCUGCCUCCCCGGAGUCCUGUCCCUCACCUACAGCUGGGGUGUCCCAGAGACCCAGACGGUUUCUGGCCUGAGGUUGCAGGCAGACCCCCCUCAGUGUUUGACUUGGGCGGGGGGCGGAUACUGUCCCUGAUGCUCGCCUGGGCGAGAAGCAGGCUAUUCUGGGGGGGCACCUGUCCCCCGCUUAGCUGGUCAGGGGCUUCUCCUUGUCUCAUCGACAAUGGUUUUAGGAUCUUCCCUCGUGAAGGAUGACAGGAUGAUUGUGGAGUGUUUACAGCUUUCGUUAUGCUGUGUUUAAAAUGACAGUAUAGGUUUUUAAACGGAAACACAGGCACAGGUGGCUUCUGGAAUGCAUCGUGUAUGCCAGGUAAACCACAGACCCAUGGCCUGGCCUGGCCCUCCUCCGCUGGAGAAGACAGACAGACAGCCAGGUGUUUGAGGCCUACAGGGGGUUGAGGCUCCACCUCUCACUUUACUCCUCGCCUCACAUCCUGUUGGGAUUUCUGAUCAGGACGCCGCCCCUCUCCCUCCUACCAGGCUCGAGCCCUCGGGCUUGUCAGGUGCAGCCCUACUCCAGACCGUGGGCUGGCCAUCUGGCCGUCUCCAGCCGCCCUGCAGGACAGAGCCACCCGCAGGACAAAUCGUUCCCCGAGUCUCAGGGAACAGUCCCUGCUGUUCGGGGCCUGGGCUCCCUCAUUGCUUCUCUGGGUUUCCAGUUGGCUUCUCAACUGGAAAAUAUAAAAUAGCCCGUCCUAGAGAUCAAAUCUCUUGGAAACAAAGAGCAAUAACUACAUCUCAUUAAAUUCCGCUGACUUUAAAAAGUUUGUCAUGAUGAUGGAUUAAAAGGAGGCCUUUUAAAAUACAAACCACCUUUUUAUGAAACAGACCUCCUGCUCCGGAGGAUGGCGGGUCACAUGAACCUUCAGUGCAGGGCUGGCUCCCGUGACUUUCCCAGGCUUUUUCCCUUUUCCUCUUUCUCUGCUUCUCCCCAAAACAAAACUAAAGAGGAUUCUUUAGUGGUGGCUGGGGUGGCAGGUUGGCGCAUUGCUCUGUGAGGACCAGAGGGAAAGCGCCGUUUCCUUGGGGCUGCUGCCUCUGCCCUUAGACUGUGGCCACCGCGCCCGCGACUGCUGGUGAGACGUUUACAGAAGGAGAGCGUCUGUGGUCACCCACAGCCGGCUGUGUCACCUGCGUGUGAUUGGGUGCCACUGCUUCCCGUGGAUGCGCCCCUCCCUCCUCUCUCAGCCUGUUUUGAUUUUCUAGAUUUGGGGACCAGAAAGAUUUUCCUAAAUUAUUAGUAAAUGAGGCAGUUUCAAGCAGAGCUGCUUUUGAGACUCCUCAUCCUGGGUGGGAGACCACAGAACACGUGCUACGGCCGCAUUCCAUGUGUGGCUCCCCCCCUGAGUCCACGUGUUGGGCGUUUCCGGGACAGCCCUGCGCCCAGAGUCAAAACCCGCAGCCUGGCAAUGGCACUUGUUUGAUAGCCCUACAGAUAUGUUUUUUAAUAACUUUGUUUAGUAGUUUUCUAGUGUGUUCUUUUCACGGAACUGUCGCAGAUGUGCUUGUGUAAACGUUGACACUGGGUGUCGUGUGUUGCCUUGGGUCCCGCCCUCCUGUGCCCGUGGUCGUUGUCCGUGCCUUUGUAAACAGACACUUGAACCAGGCUUCCGAAUCUUACAUAGAUACUUAGAGAUGUAGAGAUCUCUGGCUUUCCAGGAAAUUUCCACUACUGAGUGGCGUAAAAGGCUUUUUUAAUAAGAAUUCUGAUAGUCGUUUCCUGCAUAUCAGCUUUAAAAUCAUCUGCCUUGGAAAGCUGAGAAAACUCUUGCACAAUCCAAAAUGUGUCUUUAAUUUGAAUCAAACAGUAAAAAAGUGCUGCACAAAGAGUAUCUGCCACGGAGCCGUGCUUGUCGCCGACACUUGGCCUCCCGUGUGGCACUGACUGUCCCAGGGAUGGUCAUUUGUAGGUGGGCCUGUGGGGACCACAGAAGUGCAACAGGUCUUUUUACAUCUCUCCAGGGGAUAUGCUUCCUGAGGCCUUGAAAGUAUUUUCACCGUUUUCCUGGGUUAGAAAAAUUAAACAAGGAUGUCGUUACAGGUAGAAAACCCCUUCUCUCUUUUAGCCUUUGACCAAUGUUGUACUAAGUGCUCUGUUCUUUUCCAAAACACGUAGAUACCCUGGUUGGGACUCUUCAUUUUCUUAGUUAUAAAUAAAAACGUCCCAGCUCCUCUGA